Messenger RNA from Tetrahymena thermophila SB210, 450 nucleotides. RefSeq lists its product as hypothetical. The record is from RefSeq and is a predicted model, not a curated record. Lineage: Eukaryota; Ciliophora; Oligohymenophorea; Hymenostomatida; Tetrahymenidae. The transcript has a single exon.
UUCUCCUAUAAAUAACUGCUAACUUUAAAUAGAAGACUGGAUAUACUAUAAAAUAAAUAAUUCAAUAAAAUAUAAAAACUAUUAAUAAACACUAGAACUGAAAUGCUAAAAAAAGUUAUUUUAUCCUUAUUAAUAACAUUUAUUUUACUUCAAAUAGUGAAAUCUUCGAAAUGCACCUGUAAUUAAGGAGAUUUUUGCUGUUGUCCAAAUAGUAUGCAAUGCUGCAACACUCCUGGAAAAUGUUGCUGUGUAAACUAGUAUGGUGAGAUACUCCAAUCUCUGGCUCAUUAAUUUGUCCCUACAUUGUCUGUUUAAGAAAAACUAUCUAAUAAAAAUAACAAUCUAUAAGGCCGUUGUGCUCCUGAUUGCUUUUUUGGAAAUAUUUGUGGUGAUUAUUGUAGAUGUGAUUGGCCAAAUUGCACUGAAAUUAGACCAAAAAUUGAAGAAUGA